CUCCCCCACGUGCUGGUAGUAGGGCCUGAAGCGCAGCCCUUGCAGGUGAUGUUGCUCGUGAGGCUGGUGAGUGCAGGGGUCAGGCCCUGGACACUUGCAGGGAGGCCUGGGUCCGCUCACCUCCUCACUCCCGCACCUCAUCGCUGUGCACACAGCUCCACCUGCAAGGUUCCCCAACAGCCGACUUGGCGACCUGCCGAGGAGCCUCCACGUCCCGAGGUGGAGGUGGCCCUACUGGGCCACCUGGAGCAGCAGGCCCUGGUGGCGUUUGGGAGCUCCGAGGCGUCCCAGCGCCUCGGAGACGCCGUGGAGUUCGCAGGGCGCCUACAGGCUGUGGAUACUCACCGGGUGAGCCCCAUGGUGAGCACCACUCACCACGACAGGAGGAGUCUGUGGCUGCGAAGCGACGAGGUGACGGAGGGCGGCCCGCGUGGACGAUGUGAUGAUGAACGCUCGUCUCGUGGAGGACGACUACUACGUCGCUCCACCAGGUAACAUCCCGCUGCCCGGGGGGAGCUUGGAGCCGGUCGCGAUGAGCCUGCCGGGCAGGCGGCAGCAGCAGCAGCAGCAGCAGCCGCCCAACAACGACAACCCCGCCAGCGACCUGGACGAGUUCUGACGCUGAACCCCGGCUAAAUGUUACGGGUGGACAAUGAGAGGUUUUUCCAUGACCACCGCCUUGUGUUGCCCAUCCCCAAAGAGCGUGGAUCCCCUUAGAUGGGACGUGGCUAUAUAUAUAUUAAUGUUUUGACAAAUUCGUACUCGUUGGUUCUGUUCGGUAAAGUCACGUAGGUAAAGGGAAAAAUGAAACGACAAAAAUGACGACGUUUCGGCCACAACGCAAGCGGCCUUCAUCAGGUGAAGGGAGGACAGCGCUGGAGUGAAACAGG
Petromyzon marinus (sea lamprey) is the source of this 890-nucleotide messenger RNA. It is a transcript of the gene GATC, whose product is annotated as glutamyl-tRNA amidotransferase subunit C. Gene Ontology annotation, cellular component: mitochondrion; glutamyl-tRNA(Gln) amidotransferase complex. Gene Ontology annotation, biological process: glutaminyl-tRNAGln biosynthesis via transamidation; regulation of translational fidelity; mitochondrial translation. NCBI's taxonomy places the organism in Eukaryota, Metazoa, Chordata, Hyperoartia, Petromyzontiformes, Petromyzontidae. The record is from RefSeq and is a predicted model, not a curated record.